AUGUCAACUCGAAACGACUCCGCGGGUUUGCGACCGCCGCGAUCUCGUCGGUCUAUCGCUCAUGUGCCGCGGUCGAAGAUGACGUCUGGCUUGGACAAGGAGAAUGCAACCGCAGAUGUUGAUGCAGCCCAUUCAUUCAUGAACAACACCAAGUCAUCUUCAAUGAGAGAUAAGAAGUCUCGGAGCAAGAGUCUGGGGCCCGGCGGCCUUGAUGUCCUCCAGAAGUCUAAUGGCAAUCGCCGCCAGUCUACGGCUUCUUUCCCACUCAAGUCCAUCCUCAAACCUACGAUACCAGUGUCUCCAGUGCGAAACAUCCCAUCGUUCGAGGAAACGCGCCGACGUACACCCGGUCGUACCCAACAAACCCAGGACGGUACAAUGGACGAAGAUGGUCAACAAGCCCAAGGAAAGGAGGGGCUCUUAAUCGACUUUGAAUCAACUCCAGGACAUCCUGGCACAGCCAAUGACAAUGACGACACCACGAACCCAUUUGAUACAUUCAAUGCAACUUCUGCUAUUCGCGAGGAGAUGGCUGCGACCAAGGAGCGUGAUGAGCAGGAGCGCAAAGAACGAGAACGACAGAACAUUUUAGAUAAAAGAGCGGCGCGAAGGAAAUCAAUGGCAAACCGCCGAGUAUCAUUUGCCCCUGAGGCAACCCUGCACACCUGGAACGUGGUGGAAAUCCCGGACGACUCAACUUCUUCCUCUGCCGCAAACUCUACAAGACGUGCAUCUGCCGCCACAAACUUCCAGAAUCAGCCUGCCCCUACUUCGCCUGCAACCGAUGCUCCAUCUUCACCGCCAGAGUCCGAGUUCGGAUUCUCCCCCGUCCGCACGCAAGACCUGGAACAGAUAAGAGGUCGCCAUUCAGCUACAGGAGGCGACGAGAGCCCCCGUGAUUUAUCAUCCAGCCCGUUCAGCGGAAGUUCAGUCAACAGUGAAGAUACCGGUGCACAAAGCAUUGCCGAAGAAGAAGAUGGCGAGUCUUCAGGAUCUGACGACGAAUUUGAUGCCGAGAGCACUGCCAUGAGCAUGGAUGAUAUGACAGCACGCUCAGGCAUCAGUGCUCAAUCAGACGUAACUUCCACUUCAAGCUCCAGCGCACGCCUCAACGAAGCGCUGCGACAGGCCGCAAACGAAGCCGGAACUGAGUUUGGUGAGGAUGAAGAGGUAUCAAUGGAAAUUGCAGACCAAGAGAUCACUGGUGCUUUCCAGCCGUGGAUUAAAAAGGGCCAAAGACAAAGCUUCGACUGGGAAGAUAUCAGCGCACGACAUGAUCAAGAGAACGUUGAUCCAUCCAAGGAAGCCACAUCCCAGGGGUUACCACAGUCCGAUGACUAUGAGGAUGAAGACCUUAGUAUGGAUGUGACAAAUGCAGUAGGGCGUAUCCUUAGCAAAUCCCCUGGCCGUCGCCAGAGCACCGCUCGUCGCCAAUCUCUAGCAGAGGACUCAAGCUACGGGGACCAAACGAUGGAAAUGACUAAUGUCGUUGGUGGCAUCACACAGCAAUAUUCCCCGUCAAAGCAUUCUGACAUGGCCAACGAUGACGAAGAAAUGACAAUGGAGUUCACAUCGGCUGUCGGAAAGAUCUUGGGAAACCGACCUGCUAAUACCUCUAGCGCUGAUCAGAUGAACAAUGAUGAAGACAAUGAAUCGGAGGCCGGCAUGGACAUGGAAAUGACGGGUGCGAUUGGGGGCAUCCUACAGUCGGGGAUCGAUGCAAAUGACAAAGUGCAUGCCAAGUUGAUGAUGGAGCUUGAAACCGACUCUGGCCAACUUGCCAGUUCGCCUUUCCAAGACAAUGUCCGACAGUCUCCUGCCAAGUCCCCUGCUAAAUCGCCAUUGGCUUAUCAAGUCGGCGCCGUCGCAUCUGAAACGGGAAGCCCCAGUCUAGCACCUGUGCGUGCUAGACCUUCUCGUCGUGCCUCCACUACUGGAUCUUCGGGCACACCUGGAUCGGUCAGCCGGCAACAAUCGACAGAUACCAAGACAUUGACUCCCCCUAAACAAUCCACCCCUCAAGUGAAACCCACUACCCCAAGCAAGACUCCUCCAUCCGGCAAUGUCACAUUCAGAAGUGCUUCGCCGAAGAAGCUCUUCCAACCCGAGCUCAAGGCAUCGGCAGAUAAGCGGAAGUCUUUACGCAAAAGCUUGUUCGAACUUAACAAGGCAACUGGAGAGUCCACGCCACUCUUCAAGCUGCAGCCACCCGGGAGCCGCCGUUCUUCUGGCCUUGGAAUUGACAAAGAAGGCCUUGGAUCUCCUCGCGUAGCAGCCAUCCUUGACAGGCGCCAGUCGCUUGGAGACAGCACGCCUCACUUUGUUCCGCAAGAUCAGCCCCCAGCUGGUGUGCGCUUUGAGGAUCCUUUGCAGAUGCAGGCCGAGGAAGAACGUGACCGGGAAGAAGAGGAACUCCGAGAAGAUGGCCAUAUACCGGGGCCGCAGUUAGACCGGGACGUGACUUCGAGCCUGAAGGACAUGAUCUCCAACCUAAGUCCCAAGAAGAAUAAGAUCGGUAGCCGCAAGAGUCUUCAUGUUGGCGCUGCUCGUGGGGUUCUGGGCAAACGCCCCGUGGAGCUGGAUUUGGAUGAAGAAGAAGCUGAGAAUUCGCCCAAGCGAUUGCGUGGCCAUAAUGUCAGUCCUGUCAAAGGAAUCAAGUUGCCCGCGCCGAUGGCCAAACAGGGCAACGUUGGCCGAUCGAUGGCUUCGCCCAUGCGUAGAGCUGUUAGCUCAUCACCUCUGAAGGAGAGUACUACGCCUUCCCAGCAACCGCGGAGUGUUUCUUCUGAAACCUCGACAACUCCCCUCAAAAACGGCAUUGAUGCUCUUCAUAUUGCCUCUGAUCCCCAACAGCCAGCAGAGGAAGAAGACACACCCGUUGAGGAUACCCCCGUGGAACUGGAGCCCAUUCAGUUGCAGGAUUUCUUGAACAUGACCAACAUUCACUUCAUGGAAUUGACUACGACAAAGAGACGACACACGACUGCCCCUGGCAGCGCCACCAAGAAGCUGGUGCGACGAUCGGGGAGCACCACGCCCAAACCUGGUUCGAUAUCGUUCGAUGAUUGCGUGGCAGCGGGCUUUUGUACGGUGCCCAUGCUUGAACUAUACCAGCAUUCUUGCCGAGAGUUGAAAUCCUACAUUUCCGAAGGACGGCAAGUGAUCCGUUCCAUCGAGGCAGAAACCUAUGCCGAGAAUCCACCUCUCUUCCAGGAGUACAUUACGGCUCCGCCUGAUAUCCGAGUGAUCAUGGACAAUCAAUUCCGCAACGUCAAGACACACGCUCGUCUGCUGAGCAAGGCUACAUGGUACGAAUGGCGGAUGAAGUUGCUCGAAGGCCUCAAAGAAGGCCUCCUGCGCCACGUGGAAGAGAUGAAAGCAGAUGACGAAAUGCUCUCUGAACGAGAAGAGUUGCUUAACAGACAUGUACCUCUACUGGUGGAAAAGCACGCCACUCUCGAACAAGAAGCGACUACCCUACAACAGUUGGUUGAUGAGAUGGAGAAUUGUGAUCAAGAUGAACUCCGGAGUACGCGCAGCAAACUCUCCGAGGUAGAUUCUGAGAUUGCAGCGAAGAGACUGGAACUUGAGCAAUUGCAGGCGGAAGUCCGGGAAAAAACGAACUUCAUCGAGGCUGGAGCCGAAAUGCGUGAUGAGUUCCUGGCUCAGAUCAAGGAGGCGGAGCGCGUGAAGGAAGAAUGCCGUGGCUGGAGUGCCCGAGAAAUUAACGAGGUAAAGGCCUCUGUCCAGCGGAUUCAGAGUCAAACCGGCUGGUCGAUAGUCUCAGCCUCGACCCCUUCGGAUGCCCCAGUCGGCCCACUAUUGACGAUGGCCUACCGUGAUCAGCUCCAACUGCAGUUUUAUCCCGGAGCUUUGGCAUGCAAAAACAGUGUCCAGGAUGAGAAGAAGAACCAUCCCAUGGAAUUGACAUCCCAAAAGAACGCCAUCAUCUCUCCAAUUGCAUCGCUGGUUCUCCACUCGCUUCAGCAACACCUGACAACAAUCCAACAAUCCACCGUCGCACCCAAGCAGCUCUUGCGGUUUAUCUCUAGCGCAUGGGACCGCACAGUCGGACUGGAGAACGAAGCGCGCAUGCUGGAGUACUGUGGUGUUACCCGUCUCACCUUAUCCAAGCCUGAACAGGGCUCUCCUUCUCUACGUGCGCGCUGCACGCUCCUCGAUAACGCCGGCGUCUCCACAGCUGACCGCAAGGGCGCCGCGCCGAAACGCGACGGCGCCAGGAGGAUCGAUGUUGAUUUCACCGUCCGUACCCGCAUUGAUGGAGCCGAUGCGGAUAACACGGUUGGUUCCUUGGAAUUUGACGUUGACGUGCUCGCGACCAAGAUAUAUGGGUUUGGAACAGGCAACAAAUCCGGUCUCUCUAACAAGGAAGUGCGUAACAUACUCAGCAAGGGCCUUGACCGGGCGAAGAGCGAUGUUCAGUUAGGAAGUGGCGUGUGGUGCAAGGCAGUCCGCUCACUCACAGCAUCUGUGUUUUGA
Molecule: messenger RNA, 4500 nt
Organism: Penicillium bovifimosum
Lineage: Eukaryota; Fungi; Ascomycota; Eurotiomycetes; Eurotiales; Aspergillaceae
Product: kinetochore-microtubule binding complex subunit SPC105
Exons: 5
Coding region: 1-4500 (1499 amino acids)
Biological process (GO): mitotic spindle assembly checkpoint signaling; protein localization to kinetochore; mitotic sister chromatid biorientation
Source: RefSeq, a predicted model, not a curated record